UUUUAAAUGCGUACCGUCGUUCGUAAUUCCGUUGUGGAACCGUGGCUGUGCACCCAAUAGCAUGAACUGAUAUAUUUAUUGGGCUGCAUUCCAGUCGAAUAGUAUGUUUCGGGCCGAAACUGGAGAGGCACACAAUUCUGAAAAUGUCCCUGCUGCCACAACCGGCGUGGGUCAGUCCACUUUUAAUUGUAAAUCGCUGGUCACACGACGUUCCUGGUUAGCCCCAACGACAUGGGCAAAGUUUCCUAACCGCCGUCCAACUGUACAAGUCAGGCAUGCCAUCCCACUUGAGGAGAAAGACUCGCCGGCAGCCUGGGUUGGUGAUUUUGUUGAUGCGGCGGUCCCCCUACGCCAGGUUGAACCUACUCCUAGCGUGUUUCGGUCCACGCCGGAAACACCAACGCAUGCAGACGCACCUGAUGAGAACCAGGAAGCACUGUUGGAGUUUCUGAAAGUUCAUGGUUUUCGGCCUUAUCAAUUGAUUCUGUUUUUGUUCUCCAUAAUCACCUAUGUGUCUGAUAUAUGCUCGGAUGCCUACCUGGUCUAUGCUUAUCAUCGGCAGGGUGACUACUACUGGUCUUAUAUGACCUUGGCAUUACUCAUAAUCCCUGCCAUGGUUAUGACUGCAUUCAGUUUGGCCUGGUAUGUCCUCGAUCGGAAGGUCAACGUUGAUCCACCCCGAACUUGUCGUGUAUGGACAUUGCGCUUAUUCUUCCAUGGGCUCCAAUUGGCUCCGAUCGUUCGCCUGGCCGAUGCAGUCUACUACGGACUAGCCAGUCGACGAGCGGAACUUAGUUUGGCGAUGGCUGUACAAUACACUCAGCUCAUGUUGUACGAAGACGCCGAUUCGGCUAUGCUGCGAAUGAUCGAGUGCUUUAUGGAAGCUGCGCCGCAACUGUUGCUCCAGUUGUACAUUAUCAUCACUCAGGGAACGCCGGAACACAAAGUUCAACUUGUCGCUCAAAUCGUGUCGUGUUUCACGUCGUGGUUAUCCCUUUCCUGGUCGCUGACGCAUUAUCAAACAGCUCUAAGAAGAUCCCGCGUGGAGAAAGCCAAUUUGACGUGGCUGGGCUCAGUUCUGUUCUUCUUAUGGAAAUCAUUGAUGCUAGCCUCCAGAAUUCUCGCCCUUGCUCUUUUCGCUGCCAUUGUGCAGGGUAUGUGGUUCGGGCUGGGCUUGGGAUUACACUGGUUGCUCAGUGUCGGUUGGUUGGUCACUCGUGGAACCACGUUCUGCUCUCCUAACCCACGCACUUUCGCAGAAUUCCUGUUCGACAUGGUCCUUGGUGCAGUGUAUUGCUUCGACGUGGUCAAUGUACGGGAAGGUCACAGUCGGUUGUGGUAUUUAACGUGCUACACUACGAUAGGUUUGGAGAAUUUGCUGGCAACUUUUCUGUGGCUGGUCUUUUCCUCUGCAGAAGUCACAGUCCCACUCUCUCCUCAACAUAAGUGGAUGCUGCGUUCGCCAAACCUAUCUUCUUGGAUUCGUACGGUUCCCCAGUGGGUCUUACCAGUGUGCGUUAUCGGCUCAUUUGUUCUUGGUGUGUGGAUGAUGCUGACGUAUUAUGUGUUCGCACACCCGUCAAAGAAUAUCAAGAUGUGUGUUCCAUGUGAUUUACUUUUCGACUGCAAUGCAGUUCCCACUAUUCACUCGGUUGCUUCGGUACCUCCUAUGGAUACGAAAGCCUGCGAACCCACUGAGACACCAAGCAAUGCAGAUUAUUUAUGAAUUGAAAAAUGCGCGUGAAACGUGAUCAACUACACGCGGAGGGCAGUCUGUUUUAUGUCGUGGCCACUCAUCUAUCGAUCAGGAUUCCACAGCUCUGGAAGACGAAUGUCACACUUCUGACACCUUACCUUUUACCGGUGAUCCAGGUGAACAGUGCUCAUUGCAUUUUUUGAACCAAUGUCUCAGCUACUAGUCUUGCUUUUUUUAAAUAACCUUUUAGCUAUUUCCGCCCCUCAUUCUGUCCAAACUUUGUCAAUGGGCCAUCGAUGUUUGCAUUCUUUUUAUUAUUCAUUUACUCCUCUCCCCUCAUUUCUGCUAUACUAGUCGCUUUCACGAAAGCAGAGAAGAGAA
Molecule: messenger RNA, 2077 nt
Organism: Opisthorchis viverrini
Lineage: Eukaryota; Metazoa; Platyhelminthes; Trematoda; Opisthorchiida; Opisthorchiidae
Exons: 7
Coding region: 104-1726 (540 amino acids)
Biological process (GO): apoptotic process involved in development; phosphatidylserine exposure on apoptotic cell surface; engulfment of apoptotic cell
Cellular component (GO): plasma membrane
Source: RefSeq, a predicted model, not a curated record